Oppiella nova is the source of this 2566-nucleotide messenger RNA. The record is from the annotation of a GenBank genome assembly. NCBI's taxonomy places the organism in Eukaryota, Metazoa, Arthropoda, Arachnida, Sarcoptiformes, Oppiidae.
AUGAAUAAUGAAGAGUUCAAUGGAUCUACAGAUGUGACAGAUUGUGGUCUGCUAUCGGUUGAUGAUAGCAACCAUUUGAACGACAAUGGCAUCAAUCACUUGAUCCACGAGUUCUCUGACAUAUCGAUUGGUGACCUCAGCCUUAAUGGCCUUAAUGGACACAAUGGACACAAUGGCACGAAUGGCACGAAUGGCAAUGGAUAUGAAGAAAGAGGUGAUAAACGCUCGUCUAAUGGAUCUAAUGGGCCGACAAUCCACGCGGCAUGUGAUGCACCACUUUGUACGACAUGUCAAGAACUGGAGUCUCCCUUCUUCAACACCCAUUGCAUCGGAUGCCGAGAAUUGGUCUCAAAUAUGGAGACCAGUGUCGGCCAACUCUUUGCAAUCAUCCGUCAAUGGGUUCCGCAGACACAGCAGUCGAUCGAUGUGUUGGUGCGCGAAGUGUUGCUGUUUCAUGAAUUUAUUUCGACACUUGUCUCCCGAUUAUGUCUUAUCCGUGAUGUGACAGAUUGUGGUCUGCUAUCGGUUGAUGACAGCAACCAUUUGAACGACAAUGGCAUCAAUCACUUGAUCCACGAGUUCUCUGACAUAUCGAUUGGUGACCUCAGCCUUAAUGGACACAAUGGACACAAUGGCACGAAUGGCAAUGGAUAUGAAGAAAGAGGUGAUAAACGCGAGUCUAAUGGAUCUAAUGGGCCGACAAUCCACGCGGCAUGUGAUGCACCACUUUGUACGACAUGUCAAGAACUGGAGUCUCCCUUCUUCAACACUCAUUGCAUCGGAUGCCGAGAAUUGGUCUCAAAUAUGGAGACCAGUGUCGGCCAACUCUUUGCAAUCAUCCGUCAAUGGGUUCCGCAGACACAGCAGUCGAUCGAUGUGUUGGUGCGCGAAGUGUUGCUCAGAGGGGCUCACGCGGACGAUAGGGACGAGUUGACUGAUAUGACUCUUUUGCAUUAUGUCUGCAAAUCUGGUGCCAAAGGCGUCGGAAAUGUGGAAAUGGCUCUCAAGACGGCCCAGUAUUUGGUCGAGUCGUUCAACGCGGACGUGUCGUUGAGGUGUCGGUGGACUGAUAUGUCUGCCAUUCACUACUCCGUGUACUUCGACGUCGCGCCAGUCUUGCAGUACUUAUUAGACAAAACGGAAAAUGUCUUAAUUGACGAUCAGUGCCGAGACUUCGAUGGCGGGACACCACUACAUAUCGCCGCCUCAAACAUGUGUCUGGAAUCUGCGAAAGUACUGCUCAACUGCGGCGCCAAUAUUCUGCUCAAAGACGACUUGAACCGAACGCCUCUGUUCUGUGUUCCCGAACCUACCGUUCCAUCGGAUCUGAUGCCAACCGAAACGACAUUUGAAAUCUGUUCGCAACUCAAGAAACUGUUAGAAGAAGCGACUCUGGCCUGCAUUCCGGGCGAAGGCAUUGAAAACAGUGAUAACCAGACGGGAAGAGUAAUUCUGUUGGCAUUGGGACUCAGUUUAGGUGAUCGCGUGAUCAUAAGUAACCAAAAAGUGGGAACUUUGAAGUAUUGCGGCGCCGCUCAGUUCGCUUCGGGCAUUUGGGCGGGCGUUGAACUCCUGGAGCCCGAAGGCAAAAAUGAUGGCACUGUUGGUGGUGUCACAUACUUUCGCUGUUCUCCAAAACACGGAAUAUUCGCUCCGAUCAACAAAAUCAAUAAAUUUGAUGAGAAUUACGGAAAGUAUUAUAAAGGCAUGAAUUCAAUGAUAAUGCGAAACGUAAACCAUCCACGGGUUGACGUCUCGCACGUGACCCCCAAAGUGGAAACGGGUCUCUCGUCCCUGAAAUCUAAAAGUAUUAAUUCGAUGGACAUAUCGGUAGGGAAACGGGUGUUACUUAACGAUAAAAGGGUUGGAAUCGUUAGGUUUAUCGGCGAAACACAAUUUGCUUCUGGCACAUUUAUUGGGAUUGAAUUAAUGAAGCAAUUGGGCAAAAAUGAUGGUUCCGUUAAUGGAAUCCGAUAUUUUGAUUGCAAACAAAAUUACGGCAUUUUUACGACAAACUCGAGAGUAUUGAGAGUAUUGACGGAUAGAAAACAAACUGACGAUUCAGACGACAAUUCCUCUGAAUUAAGUCUAACUAUUAGUCAGAGUUCAAUGGAUAACGAUGUGUUUAAAAGUGCUAAUAAUGGCCGAACAUCGCAUGCGAGGACCAAAACGGCGUCCACUAAACAAACCCAGAGCUCCACUCCAAACAGCAGUUCCCCGCCAAACACGUGGCUUACAGUUGGCGUCAAUGUGUUCAUCAACAACAGCAUUGGUGUCGUCCGAUAUAUAGGACCCGUAGAAUUCGCCGGACCUGGCAUUUGGUUAGGGGUUGAGUUGAGGACAGCCACCGGCAAGAAUGACGGCUCCAUUAACGGCGUCCGCUAUUUUCAGUGCAAACCGAACCACGGAUUGCUGGUUCGGCCCAAAAAGGUGUCGGUGCGCGGCAUCAAUGGCGCCAAAUUGCUUCCGCAAUAAAGUACUAAAACUAUAGUUCACUUAAUCGGAGCUUUGCUUACAGUUAAGAGUCCUGUGAUAGAGAUUUCAUUUCAAUGCAACAAUUCCUCAC